UUAAGAUCUGCUGAAUGAAUAGACCUCUUCGCGUUGUUUCAAAAUAGCCAUUAACUUUCAAGAUCCGUCGUUAUAUAUUGUACUUCCUGGAUAUUUACAUCUCUGCCAAUCAAGUGCCAAGUGCGUAAAUGCAAUAGCGAAGAGAGAGAUUGGAAGAAGCACCAUGGACCAAGGAACAGAGGCAACGCGAGGACGAGGAACGCGCUCAAACGUUGAGGAGGGAACGUCUGAUGCGCGAGAUCGAGCUCGGUGCUUUGAACACAAAGCGUUAUCGCACUUUAUGGCGGGAGAUGAUGAUGAGGAUCAAGAUGCCGCAGAUCGAGGAGGAUAUGGAGAUCGCCUGGCGCAACUUCGAUCGAGCUCUCGACAUCAAGGACUAUAGAAUAAGUUUUUUGAUGGAUGAAUUGGCCGAGAGCGAGGAGCAAUAUCAAAGAAAUAUAAGAUCACACACUGAGAUCAUAGAUCGAUUAUUGGAAAUGUACGGAGAGAGAAUGCAACGCGAAGAAAAAAAUUAUCAAAAAACUUUAAAGGAGACGCUUGAUCAGACGGAUUAUGACGUCGACAAAAUUCAUCAUCAACAAAACGAAGAUGAGAUCUUGUUACAAGCCAUCACUCAUGGAGUUCUGCAACAACUAGAAGAAUCAUUAAAUAAUUUCAAGAGCAUUGCAUUAAGUAAAAUCGAUGCAUUUGUAGAAGAUAGCAAAGAUACUCGACGAAUUUCUGCAGCUCAACUUGAAAAUCAACUGCGAAACUUUUGGGAAGAUUUGCGAAGAGUUCUAUCAGAUUAUCAAAACAGGACAAAGUCUCGUCAAAAAUAUUACGAGGCACUCAAAGAGAAAGACGAGAAGGACCAGCAAAUGAUCGCGCAACAAUUGUUACGAAUGACAAAUCUUUUCGAAGAGAUACGAAAGUUUCGAAGCAAAAUGACAACGUAUGAUGCCACGGCCAAGACAGAAAUCUCUGAAAUUCUGGAUGAACACGACUUUUUUCAAAAAGCUUACUGGACUGUGAAAAACCGUUUUCUCUCAGAACAGACGAAAGACAAAGACCAAUUGAAGAUACUGUCGAUUGAAUAUAACAAGACAAUAAAACACUUAAAGGCCCUUGCGAUAAAAGGCAAACGACUGCUCGCGCUGAUGCAAAUCUGUAGCAAAUAUGAAACACAACGUGAAAAAGUAAUGCCGUUUGCUGAUCAUACGAAGCUAGAAGACUCGUCGCCUUUGUCAUGUCAUAUUUUAACUAUAUCAGAUCGGGAUAUAUUUUACCAGAUAGAAGAUUUUCAAGAUCUGACAAAUUUCUGGCGACGACUCGGCAUCGCGCAAAUAAUCACUAUGCAAUUGCGAUCAGAAAGGGACAGAUUAAAGGACGAGGCGAAUCGUUUACGCGAGUACAUCAGUUCUUACAUGACACAAGAGGUGCACAUUCAAUGA
This is a messenger RNA of Camponotus floridanus (Florida carpenter ant), 1430 nucleotides long. RefSeq names its product dynein regulatory complex subunit 2-like. The coding region runs from base 231 to 1430 and encodes 399 amino acids. The record is from RefSeq and is a predicted model, not a curated record. The transcript is spliced from 8 exons. Lineage: Eukaryota; Metazoa; Arthropoda; Insecta; Hymenoptera; Formicidae. Gene Ontology annotation, biological process: cilium-dependent cell motility; regulation of cilium movement; axonemal dynein complex assembly. Gene Ontology annotation, cellular component: axoneme; axonemal dynein complex.